AUGGAAGGAAAGGCGAAAAGUGUUCCGACUCCAGAGCCGCCAGAGGUAAUAGUCUGGGACUAUUAUCACAGGCCGACAAUCACGGUGGAGAAAGCGCACAAUUGCCUAACAUGCGGCCACGGAUCAGACACAGUGUCGGAGAUGGUCGCCCAUGAGCUCGAAGUCCACCUGCAUCAUCGGGCAAAAUACGGUUGCGGACAUUGCCGCAUCUACUUUCCCUCAAAGGUCGAGUUGAUUCGCCACAAGAUGAUGGACUGUCCGACGACUCCCAAGUACAAACGAAAGAAAAACCGAGCAGAAAUCGAAAAGGCCGACGAAGAAGAGCGUGAGAAAAUCAUCGAAGCCAUCAAAACGGGCAAAAUCCAGCGUCAUCCAAAAUUUUUGAAGACAGAAAAAGAAGAGGAAACAACAGAAAAUGCGAACUUUCUUCUGGAAGAAGAAAUGGAUGCCAUCUCGUUGGAGUCAACCAGAUCAGAGCAAAUGAUCUUGCAGAAGACUCUUUCAAACUAA
Messenger RNA from Oikopleura dioica, 510 nucleotides. The record is from the annotation of a GenBank genome assembly. NCBI's taxonomy places the organism in Eukaryota, Metazoa, Chordata, Appendicularia, Copelata, Oikopleuridae.